This is a messenger RNA of Aspergillus aculeatinus CBS 121060, 642 nucleotides long. RefSeq lists its product as uncharacterized. The transcript has a single exon. The record is from RefSeq and is a predicted model, not a curated record. The coding region runs from base 1 to 642 and encodes 213 amino acids. NCBI's taxonomy places the organism in Eukaryota, Fungi, Ascomycota, Eurotiomycetes, Eurotiales, Aspergillaceae.
AUGCCGGCGAAGCCAAUCCUCCACCCGUUGCAGACCCCUCGCACAAUGACCUUCCCCUCCGAACUUCAAGCGGACUCAGGAGCCAGUCUAUCCGGGGGAGGAGCAAGGAACAACAGUGACGACGGCCUGUCGACGCCCAUCACCCCACCCGCCGCCUACACCGAAUUCCUCAAGGCCCUCACCCCGAUCUUCUCCCCCGCCGACGGCAAUGGGGCCACCACGCGCUUCGUCUGGGACAAGGCCACGAAAACCCCGACAUCGCAGCCGGCCAGUGCGGUCAGCGGCUCUUUCAACUUCUCCGAUGCCACCAGACCCGCGACGGCGUCGCUGCCGCCGCCGACGCCUUACGGCACGGUGCCCCCGACCCGGCGGGACAUGAUGAACCUGCGCCGUCUGCGCAUUCCCCCGGCCAUGCGGUACUCGCCCACGUUGGAGACGCCCCGGAGCGCGAACUCGAUCUUGUCGCCCUACUCGCCGUCGGAUUGGAAGCUGCGGUAUUGGGAGGGCCCGCGGAGUGCGACCGCCAGCCGGGUGAGCGUGCGGCAUGUGGUCACCCAUACCGUGACAUAUAAGCGAACACAGCUGGAGGAUCCGCCGAAGGGGAAGCGGAGAAAGCAUAGUGAGGAGAAAGAUGCACUGUGA